This is a messenger RNA of Necator americanus (New World hookworm), 432 nucleotides long. RefSeq lists its product as uncharacterized. The coding region runs from base 1 to 432 and encodes 143 amino acids. The record is from RefSeq and is a predicted model, not a curated record. The transcript has a single exon. Lineage: Eukaryota; Metazoa; Nematoda; Chromadorea; Rhabditida; Ancylostomatidae.
AUGAAUGACGGUACACUCGUCAUUCGUGGAGAGAAGUUUCCAUCGCGAAUUGUAGGCUGUGUUGGUUUUGUUGUGUACCCAUCUGUCGUCCAUCUCGUCGAUUCUCACAAGAUCCUGUUACCUCGUCUGGUCAUUCUUCGCCUCCGCCCUAUGCGCCAAAAAUCAAUCAGUAUCAUCAACUGCUACUCACCAACAUCAGCAGCUGAUGCAUCCGAAUUGGACGCGUUUUACGAGGAGAUGGAGGAAGUAGUCCGCAACGAGAAGUCCUUCUACAAAUUCGUUGUCGGAGACUUCAACGCAAAACCAGGAAAGGCCACAGAAGAGGAAUACAGGAUAAGAAGAUUUGGACUAGGGGACCGGAAUGAAAAUGGCAAUCGUCUCGCCGGACUGUUGUCCGCCGCUCGCCUCUUUCUUAGAACUCUCUUUUCAUGA